UAUGGGAUGGAUGUAUCCAAGAAAAACAAACGAGAAGGCACGGAAGUCACUGAAAGACUUAUCACUGAAACAGUGACUACAAGACUUACUUCCUUACCACCAAAGGGGGGCACCGGCAAUGGCUAUGCUAAAACAGGCUCUCUCGGUGGAGGGAGCCGGAUGGAGAAGCAAAGCCUGAUUCAUGGCAGCAGCAGCUACAUAAACUCAAGUGGAAGCCUCCGAGGCAGCACCUCCACCUCCAGUUACAGGAGGGCCCACUCGCCCGCCUCCACUCUGCCCAACUCACCAGGCUCCACCUUCGAGAGGAAAAGUCACGGGACCCGCCAUGGAACGUAUGAAGGGAGCUCCAGCGGCAACUCCUCCCCUGAGUACCCCCGGAAGGAAUUCGCAUCUUCUUCAACCAGAGGACGGAGCCAAACACGAGAGAGUGAAAUUCGAGUUCGACUGCAGAGUGCAUCCCCAUCUACCAGAUGGACGGAAUUGGAUGAUGUUAAGCGACUGCUCAAGGGCAGCCGGUCCGCAAGCGCGAGCCCCACCCGGAAUUCCUCCAACACACUCCCCAUCCCCAAGAAAGGCACCGUGGAGACCAAGACGGUGACAGCCAGCUCCCAGUCAGUGUCAGGCGCCUACGACACUACCAUCCUGGACGCCAACCUCCCCUCCCACAUGUGGUCCUCCACGCUGCCUGCGGGGUCCUCCAUGGGGACAUACCACAACAACAUGACCACGCAGAGCUCUUCCCUCCUCAACACCAACGCCUACUCGGCUGGAUCAGUCUUUGGAGUUCCAAAUAACAUGGCAUCCUGCUCGUCCACCCUGCACCCCGGACUCAGCACCUGCUCCUCAGUGUUUGGCAUGCAGAACAACCUGGCCCCCAGCUCGUCCACCCUGUCCCACGGCACGGCCACCACCUCCACAGCGUAUGCUGUGAAGAAAAACCUGCCCCAGAGCCCUGCCGUUGCAAGCUCUGCUGUGUCAACCUCGGCAGCCUGCACCACAAGGGUCCAGAGUGAUGAGCAGUUGCACAAGGAUUGCAAGUUCCUGAUCCUGGAGAAGGACAACGUGCCUGCCAAGAAGGAGAUGGAGCUGCUGAUCAUGACCAAGGACAGCGGCAAGGUCUUCACCGCCUCCCCCGCCAGCGUCGCUGCAACUUCCUUUUCAGAUGACACCCUGAAAAAAGAAAAGCAGGCCGCCUACACUGCUGACGCCUCCCUGAAGGCUGAAGCUAACGGAGACCUCAAGACCAUGUCCGCCAAGGGCAAGGCCGGCUCCGCAGAAAUCCACGGCUAUGACCACGGCGGCGGCGGCGGCGGCCGAGGUGGUGGCGGCGGCGUCGGGGGCGGCGGCGGGGGCCCGUGGGGCGCGGCACCGGCUUGGUGCCCGUGUGGCUCCUGCUGCAGCUGGUGGAAAUGGUUGCUGGGCCUGCUGCUCACCUGGCUGCUGCUCCUGGGGCUGCUCUUUGGCCUCAUUGCUCUGGGCGAGGAGGUGAGGAAGCUGAGAGCCCGCGUGGAUGAGCUGGAGAGGAUGCGGGGCGGCGUGAUGUACCACGAGGACACGCUGGGGAAGAGCAGCAAGGACCGCCUGCAGGCGGCGCCCGGCGUAGGGGCAGGAGUGGGCAAGGCCGGGCUGGACGGCCCCAGCCAGGAGGCGCUCUGGCUGUUCGUGCGGGAGAGGCUGAUGACGGAGCAGGAGAACGGAAACCUCCGGGGAAAUCCUGGCCCUAAAGGUGACAUGGGAAGUCAAGGCCCUAAAGGAGACCGUGGGCUCCCUGGGACUCCAGGCAUCCCCGGACCCUUGGGCCUCCGUGGCCCGGAAGGACCAAAGGGGCAAAAAGGCAGCGUGGGAGAUCCUGGCAUGGAAGGACCCAUGGGCCAGAGAGGGCGAGAAGGCCCCAUGGGACCUCGUGGUGAACCAGGGCCGCCUGGGUUUGGAGAGAAAGGGGAGAGAGGUGCUGCUGGUGAACCAGGUCCUCACGGGCCCCCCGGUGUCCCGGGUUCUGUGGGUCCCAAAGGUUCCAGUGGCUCUCCUGGCCCUCAGGGGCCCCCAGGUGCCAUAGGUCUCCAAGGGCUCCGAGGUGAAGUGGGACUCCCUGGUGUCAAAGGUGACAGAGGCUCCAUGGGACCUCCAGGCCCCAAAGGUGACCAGGGCGAGAAGGGACCACGAGGCCUCACAGGCGAGCCCGGUGUGAGAGGUUUGCCUGGGGCCGUGGGCGAGCCUGGGGCUAAAGGAGCCAUGGGUCCCGCUGGCCCCGACGGACACCAAGGCCCGCGAGGUGAGCAAGGCCUGACAGGGAUGCCGGGAACCCGCGGCCCACCAGGACCUUCGGGAGACCCAGGAAAGCCAGGUGUCACAGGACCCCAGGGACCUCAGGGCCUCCCAGGUACCCCCGGCCGGCCAGGGACUAAAGGUGAACCUGGCACUCCGGGCAGGAUUGUGACUUCAGGGGGAUCAUCGACCAUCACUGUCCCGGGCCCCCCCGGACCUCCUGGCGCCAUGGGCCCCCCGGGACCUCCAGGUUCUCCAGGCCCUACAGGUCCCGCUGGCAUCCCUGGACAGCAAGAAGGCCUGGAUUUACGAGGUCCCCCAGGCCCACCUGGACCACGUGGGCCACCAGGACCUUCCAUCCCUGGCCCACCCGGCCCCCGAGGCCCUCCAGGGGAAGGCGUGCCAGGCCCCCCGGGCCCCCCAGGAUCCUUCCUGGCCAACUCAGAAACCAUCUUCUCUGGGCCCCCCGGACCCCCUGGCCCCCCCGGCCCCAAGGGAGACCAAGGUCCCCCAGGCCCCCGAGGACACUCAGGUAAGGCAUAGCUGCCGGGCAGCCCCAGCACGUCCAAUUCUCUCGGAGUCGAUCUACAGGGACCGCCAGGCCCACCUGGCCCGCAGGGACCCAAAGGUGACAAAGGUGAUCCUGGCAUUCCCGGUGGGCCCUCCAGAGGGGGAUCGUCGAGCACCAUGUACAUGCAGGGCCCACCCGGCCCACCAGGGCCCCCGGGACCCCCAGGCUCCGUCAGCAGCUCCAGCCGUGAGAUUCAGCAGUACCUGUCUGAGUACCUGCAGAGUGACAGCGUCAGGUCUUACCUGUCUGGAGUCCAGGGUCCCCCUGGCCCCCCGGGUCCCCCAGGGCCCGUCACCACCAUCACGGGCGAGACCUUCGACUAUUCGGAGCUGGCGAGCCUCGUUGUGAGCCACCUGAAGACUUCUGGGUACAGCCUCAGCUCGGCCUCGGCCUCCAUCUCAUCUGAAGACAUCCUGGCGGUGCUGCAGCGGGACGAUGUGCGUCAGUACCUCCGGCAGUUCCUGACGGGCCCUCGGGGUCCCCCGGGGCCUCCAGGCACCAGCACCGAUGGGUCCCUGCUGUCACUGGACUACGCAGAGCUGAGCAACCGCAUUCUCAGCUACAUGGCCAGCUCCGGAAUCAGCAUUGGGCUUCCUGGGCCCCCUGGCCCCCCAGGCCUGCCAGGAACAUCCUAUGAGGAGCUCCUCUCCCUGCUCCGAGGGUCUGAAUUCAGAGGCAUCGUUGGACCCCCAGGCCCCCCAGGGCCUCCAGGGAUCCCAGGCAAUGUGUGGUCCAGCAUCAGCGUGGAGGACCUCUCGUCUUACUUGCACACUGCUGGCUUUUCCUCCAUCCCAGGCCCUCCUGGUCCUCCUGGGCCCCCAGGUCCUCGUGGGCCCCCUGGGGUCUCGGCAGCUCUAGCAACCUAUGCAGCUGAAAACAGCGACAACUUCCGGAGUGAGCUGAUCAGCUACCUCACAAGUCCUGAUGUGCGCAGCUUCAUCGUGGGCCCCCCAGGCCCUCCGGGGCCCCAGGGACCCCCUGGAGACAGCCGCCUGCUGCCACUGGAUGACGCCUACAGCAGGAGCAGCAGCUCCUCCUCACGCAGCUCAUCUGCCCGCCGGAGCUCCUCCUACAGUUCAACGGGGGGCUCCUUGGGCGAAGGGGGAGCCUUUGGUGCAGGAGACGGGGGCCCCUAUGGCACUGACAUUGGCCCAGGCGGAGACCUUGGGGCAGCAGGGGGCGGCGCGUACGGCAGCAAUGGAGGAUCAUUCCGGAACGGCUUUGCUGGAGAUCUGGAUUACAACGAGCUGGCUGUUCGGGUGUCGGAGAGCUUGCAGCGUCAGGGCCUGCUACAAGGGAUGGCCUACACUGUCCAGGGCCCACCAGGCCAGCCCGGGCCCCAGGGGCCCCCUGGCAUCAGCAAGGUCUUCUCUGCCUACAGCAACGUGACUGAGGACCUCAUGGACUUCUUCCGAACUUAUGGAACCAUUCCAGGACCCCCUGGGCAGAAAGGGGAGGUGGGCAUCCCAGGACCCAAAGGUGACAGAGGCUCUGCUGGACCAAGAGGUCUUCCUGGGCCACCUGGCCCUCGAGGGCACAAGGGAGAAAAAGGAGACAAAGGUGACCAAGUCUACGUUGGGCGGAGAAAGAGAAGUAUCGCCACCAAGCCGUGAGCUAACCUUGGCGGAACAAGCCCCUGGACCGGUUCUUACAAUGCUUAUGGGCACUUACAUCAAAUUCUCUCAAGCAUGAAAGCUGGAGCCUGCCGAUGUCCUACUGACAGCAUGGCCAAAACAGUCCACCAGCAACACACCUGUUUUAGUCUGAACAAGAUAUAUGCAUACAUAUAGCAUUCAAAGACGAUCUGAAAGCCUCAUGGGCAGACGUUAACAGUAGGUGCAACGUUUUAGAACGAGAGUGACUUCUCUCUGCUCGCUAGCUCUGUGCUCUUUGACUUCUUUAAUACUUAGUUCAAGCCCCAAGCUAGGAAGCCCAGUUCACACAAGUUGGUUCAGGACUCUUGGAGCUUUGCCUAAAACUGAGUCCAGGAAACAGAACACGGGACGGGGUGCCUUCUGCGAGGUGACGCUGGGCAGGUGCGUCCCGGUUAUUGCCGCGAGCUGCACUGGCAGCUCCUUCCUCCGCCGUUCCCUCUGCAGUCUUACGUCACGUCACAGAAAAGUUAGCUAAGAUGUGGUGCUUGCAACUGCCAAAAUUAAGAAAUUCACUUCCCUAUAGGAGGUGACGGGGUUUCUCAGUUAUAUUACACAUGUAUGACACAGUCCGACUGGCUUAGAGUCUGACUGCAGCUAUAAUCUGUAUACACAGGUCCACGCUAGAGUUCAGAGAGAGGCUGUAUUGAACUAGAUGUGGCAAGUAGGAAAGUGUGGGCAAUGAGCAAGGAAUAGAGGGAGAGGAGGGGAAAGAGGUUCCCUGACACUGGGGAGAGGGGGCUUCCACUUGAGACGUCACCCUCUGUUCUGCACUUAGGACACGGCGUGGAGGACUGGGUGCAGUUGGCUUUUAAGCACUUUUCAAUGUCUAAAAACAUAUGUAUGUGGUCUAUGAGAAGAAAAGUCA
Messenger RNA from Lepus europaeus (European hare), 5356 nucleotides. It is a transcript of the gene COL17A1, whose product is annotated as collagen type XVII alpha 1 chain. The record is from RefSeq and is a predicted model, not a curated record. The transcript has 55 exons. Lineage: Eukaryota; Metazoa; Chordata; Mammalia; Lagomorpha; Leporidae.